GGGGGGGUUCUCUGGUUUUAGUUGAAGGAAAUGGCUGAGAGGUUACCUCUUGGAGCAGUAAGAAACAGCAAGGUGUCUGUACCAGGUUCCCCAGGGCCAAAUCUGUCAAAUGAUGUUUCAAAUGUAAUGGAUCGACUUAACAGUCCAGUGGCUGUUCAUGAAAUUGUUUUGAAUUGGUCAAAUCGUCAUGAUUCUUCAAAUGGAUCGACUACUCCCAGCAGUCGUGCCUCAAACAACCUUGUAACAGGUCAGUUGGAGGCUUCAUGCAAAAAUAAGAACAGAACAUCUGAUAGCGAAGCUAAUAUUGGACCUGAAUGGGUUGAGCAAGACGAGCCUGGUGUGUACAUCACCCUUGUGUCAAUGCCUAAUGGUAUUAAAGAUUUAAAACGCGUCCGCUUCAGUCGAAAGAGGUUUAGUGAAAAGGAAGCAGAGCAAUGGUGGGCUGUUAACUGAACUCGAAUAUAUUAGCAGUAUGAUGUUCCCAUGGUUGACAAGGCUGGUAUUGGCGUUGGAAGGGAAGGCAUAGCACAUUGAUAUAGAGGAAGGCUCCGCUUAACCUUGGCAUAGCGCUCACAAGUCACAAGGCUAUCCACUGAUGAUCUCAGUGGGGCACUAGAGAUUGUUGUCCAGAGCAAUCCUGGUUUUGUAUUAAAUGCGUUGAGGAGGUGGACCUCGCUAUAGAUGCUCUGGUAGUCUUUUAGUAAUGAGACAAACUAUGAUUUUAUUUUUUUAGACGAAAAUUGUAAUAUUAUAGCCUAUUUUAAUGAAAAUAUGUAACUUUAUAUAUAUGUUAGUGUUUAUAUAUCAAUUUAAGUGAAAAAAAUGCAAGAAAAUUUUUUUUUAUUGUUUUGGGGCAUUUUUACCACCGGUUUUGAAACAAAACCGGUGCUAAAAGUUUUUUUUUUUUAAUUUUUUUGGGCCACUUUAGGCACAGGUUCACAGAAAGAACCGGUGUUAAAAGUUUUUUUUUUUUUUAUAUUUUUGAGGACUUUUUCGCACCGGUUCACAUUAAGAACCGGUGCGAAAAAUAAAUUUCGCAUCGGUUUUGAAUCGGUGCGAAAAGUCUUGGGAUUUGGCGCUCCUCAAAUCAAAACCGGUUAAAAAUCGGUGCGAAAUGGGGGUUUUGAACCGAUGCUAAUUAGCAAUUUUUGCCUAGUGAUCUUUGACACUUAUCACACUUCUUUACCAUUUCCAUGGCGUCUGCCUCAAGAGUGGGCCAAAAGUAGCCUUGUGGCCUGACCCUUUUUACUAGAGUUCUGCCGCCUAUAUGUGAUGCACAAAAGACCGAGUGUAGAUCCUCUAGAACUUCUUUCCCCCUUUCAGAGGUAACACAUUUCAGCAGCGGCUGGAAGUAACCCUUCCUGAUGAGUUCUCCCUUGUAGAUCUCAAAACCUGUGGCUCGCUUCUUCAAUGCAGCCGCUUCUGAAGGGGCAUCUAGCAAAGUGUCGUCUGCCAAAUAAGCCCGGAUGACAUCCAUCCAGAUAUAGCUUAUGUCAAGAACUCUAAUGGGAUCAUGCUCAAUACUUCUUUUUUCCAUGACUUUCAACAGACUAACCUAGGCGCAUCACAAAAGGCAGAUGAUGCCAACUUAGACAGCGCAUCCGCUUGGCUAUUUCUGACCUGGGCACCUGACUUAGAUGAAAUUCGUCAAGUGUCCCGGCCUCAUCUUUAACCGCCUGCAUAUAUUUAAUCAUAGCCGGAUGGGUGGCCUCGUAGUCACCAUGGUAUUGGCUAACAAUCAACUGUGAAUUAGAGCAGGUGUCAUCUUUUCUUGCCCAUGCCGCCUUACACAUGCGGAUACUGGCUAGCAGGGCCUCGUAUUCUACCUCAUUAUUCGAGGCUUGGAACUUGAACCGGAGUGCAUAUUCAUACUUGUCCCCUUCAGGAGACUUGCAAAUUACGCCUGCACCACAGCCGUUCAUUGUAGAGCUCCUGUCUACAUAUAUACCUUCCAAACCCGAUCAACAUGGUCCGGUUGAGCUGGCCUUGUCAUUUCCACAAUGAAGUCGGCGAACGCCUGACCCUUCACUGCCUUUCUUGGUUCGAAGGUGAUUUCCAGACUUUGCAUUUCAAUAGCCCACUUGAGCAUUCUGCC
Chenopodium quinoa (quinoa) is the source of this 2095-nucleotide messenger RNA. Its product is annotated as protein Brevis radix-like 2. The record is from RefSeq and is a predicted model, not a curated record. Bases 31 to 453 code for a protein of 140 amino acids. NCBI's taxonomy places the organism in Eukaryota, Viridiplantae, Streptophyta, Magnoliopsida, Caryophyllales, Amaranthaceae. The transcript is spliced from 2 exons.